This is a messenger RNA of Meloidogyne enterolobii, 246 nucleotides long. NCBI's taxonomy places the organism in Eukaryota, Metazoa, Nematoda, Chromadorea, Rhabditida, Meloidogynidae. The record is from the annotation of a GenBank genome assembly.
AUGAGCCAACAAAAUUAUUCAGCAGCUUUGGAAAAUUAUCACCGAACGGGAGAUAUUUGUGCUUAUUUAAACAUAACAACAACAACUAAAAGUGAUGUAGAGAAUUUGUCUGAUAAAUUAAAUGCUUUAGAUAUUUAUCAAGGAGCAAAUAAAAGUUUUUUAACAAUUUAUUUGCCAACAAUUGCACAUCAAUUAAUUGUUGGAGAAUGUUCUUAUAAUUUUAAAUCUCAACAGAUGAAUGUAUAA